AUUAUUAUUAAUAAAACAGGUUCCGCUUAGUUAAAUCCGUUGAAGCUACUUUUAUAUAUGAUACAGGCAGGCCGGCUAGAGGCGGCCACUGCGCCUGACCGCAUUGACAAAUUUCAGAUAUGCCUGUAAGUCUGGUUUAAAAACGCAAAUCUACCAAUUCAGAAACUCAAACCCCCAUAACCUAAAAGCUAUGGGAUCAACCUUUAGUUGCUGUGGUUCGGAUAAAGAAGAUGAAGGGGUAAGUGUAGUUACUUCAGGGAAUACAACAUGGAGAAUAUUCACAUACAAAGAGUUGCACACUGCUACCAAUGGCUUCUGCGAUGACAACAAACUUGGGGAAGGUGGCUUUGGCAGUGUUUACUGGGGUAAAACCAGUGAUGGUCUUCAGAUAGCUGUCAAGAAAUUAAAAUCCAUGACUUCAAAAGCUGAAAUGGAGUUUGCAGUGGAAGUUGAAGUUCUUGGAAGGGUUAGGCACAAGAAUCUGUUGGGUCUGAGGGGUUACUGUGUUGGAACUGACCAAAGGCUCAUAGUUUAUGAUUAUAUGCCAAAUCUUAGCUUGCUGUCUCAUCUGCACGGCCAAUUUGCAGGUGAGGUUCAAUUAGAUUGGAAAAAAAGAAUGAAGAUCGCAAUUGGUUCUGCAGAAGGCAUAUCGUACUUGCACCAUGAGGUGACACCACACAUCAUUCACAGAGACAUCAAGGCAAGCAAUGUCCUGCUGGAUUCAGACUUUGAACCGCUGGUUGCUGAUUUUGGAUUUGCAAAGCUAAUCCCAGAAGGCGUAAGCCACAUGACAACCCGUGUUAAGGGUACUUUAGGAUACCUUGCGCCGGAAUACGCCAUGUGGGGAAAGGUUUCCAAUGGUUGCGAUGUUUACAGUUUUGGUAUUCUUUUGCUUGAGCUUCUCACUGGAAGAAAGCCUAUAGAGAAGUUGCCUGGUGGUGUAAAGAGGACUAUAACUGAGUGGGCUGAGCCACUUGUAGCUAGAGGGCAGUUUAAAGACCUUUCUGAUCCGAAGCUUCGAGGAAAUUUUGAUGAAAACCAAUUAAAACAAGCAAUUAGUGUUGCUUGUCUAUGCGUGCAAAGUGAACCUGAGAAGCGGCCAAACAUGAAAGAAGUGGUUUAUAAGCUUAAAGGGUACGGCAGCGAAGGCAAGGUUCUUCAGGCGAGAAUGGACAGCGUUAAGUAUAAGGAAGAAUUACUAGCACUUGAUCAAACAAGUGACGAGGAUGAUGGUGGUCCUGAGGAAAGCUAUGGCGUGUUUGGUCCCAUGGAGGUGCAAGAAAUGCAGGAUCCCUACAAUCAACACGGAGACACUGCCAAACAUGUUUGAGAAAAAGUUUAAUUGCUACAUGAAAAAGACUUGGUAUACCUUUAUUACAAUAUUUUUGUAGCGUAUUUUGUUACAACAAGGAAUAGAACAUGGUAGAAAUGCUAAAUUAUCAAGGAAAAGGGAUUAAAAUA
This is a messenger RNA of Gossypium arboreum, 1461 nucleotides long. Its product is annotated as PTI1-like tyrosine-protein kinase At3g15890. The record is from RefSeq and is a predicted model, not a curated record. The transcript is spliced from 4 exons. NCBI's taxonomy places the organism in Eukaryota, Viridiplantae, Streptophyta, Magnoliopsida, Malvales, Malvaceae. The coding region runs from base 191 to 1330 and encodes 379 amino acids. Gene Ontology annotation, cellular component: plasma membrane. Gene Ontology annotation, molecular function: protein kinase activity; ATP binding. Gene Ontology annotation, biological process: protein phosphorylation.